CACUUCCCCUAGCUUAUUCCCGUAGACUCCGCCCACUAGCCAGAGAAAGCACACCGCCCGACGACCGCUCGCCCCUCGUCGAACCAUAUGGCAAAUUUAGGCCUUUUUCUUUCUUUUAUUGUGGCCCCCACUACCGUUUAAAAAUUCCGCCGAAAAAGAGAAGACGAUUUUCCAAAUCAUUGUGGCCGUUAUCUCACGGCUCCCCUGUCUCUGCACAGGUGUAUCACCGCUACCCAGAAGGGCUAGGGGCGGCUCUCUACCGGGAGCACUUUGACUUCAACGCUGAGCCGCCUUGGGACCCUAGCUGAUAGUGGGACAAGUCCUCUCCUGACUUGUCCAUUUUGUUGCAUACCGGCAGGACCCCCUUGGCUCAGUCGUGACCUUCUCUAUUCGCCUCACUCUUCUUUAUGAUUGUCAGCUAAGCGGAAAACGGUUAAGAUGAAAGGACUUUGUGAGGAGCCGUGCUAUGUCAUCGAGCUCCUGGAGGACGGAGUGACCAUUGACGAUGUCAUCGAUGGAUACAUCUCCGAACACGCUCUGGUGGAGAGGAGUGCCUUCGUGGUGGGCGACUUGGGGGCCCUGAUGCGGCAGCAUGUGCGCUGGCAGGUUCUGGCACCAAAUCUUCAACCCUACUACCCUGUCAAGUGCAACAGCAGCCCGGCCAUCAUCGAGGUGCUGGCCUCCCUGGGCCUCGGCUUCGUCUGCACCAACAAGGCUGAGCUGAGCCUGGUGCUGGAGCAAGGCGUACCCCCGGAGAACGUCAUCCUAUCUGGGGUCUGCAAGCAGCUGGCCCACAUCAAGUAUGCCGCAAAGAACAACGUGUGCCACCUUGUUUGUGACAACCAGGCGGAGCUCUGCAAGAUCGCCCGGGCACACAGCAACGCAAAGUUGUUGCUGCAGCUCACCACUGAGGCUCAUGCGGCCGAGACCAGCGUGGCCUUCGGCUGCUCCCUGAAGAGCUGCCGGUACCUCCUGGAGUUAGCCCGGGAGCUGGGGGUGGAUGUCGUGGGGGUGACCUUUCACAUUCCCCCUUCCUGCCCGGACCUACAGCAGGCCUACCACCAUGCCCUCUCGGAUGCCCGCUGCGUCUUCGACAUGGGGGCCGAGCUCGGCUUCAGCAUGAACAUCUUGGACAUCGGUGGUGGAAUCACAGGUUCAGACUUUCAACUCCAGCAGGUUGAGUGUGCGGUCAGUCCACUGUUGGAUGCCUAUUUCCCUCCGUUGUCUGGGGUGCAGGUGUUGGCCCAGCCAGGCACCUUCUAUGUGGCCUCUGUUUUCAGUUUGGCUGUCAACGUGAUUGGCAAGAAGGUCCUGAACCAACAGUGGGGCAGUCUGGCCCAGGGGGAGCUGAGUGCCACAGACACAGAGUUCCAGUACUACAUCAACGAGGGCGUGUAUGGCUCGUUCCGCCGCAAGCUGCUAGGAAAUACUAUCCCUGCCCCGUCUGUUCACAAGCAUGCUCUCUGCACUGAGGAGCUGGUGUAUCCCAGCAGCCUGUGGGGGCCGUCCCUGGACCAACUGGACGAGGUGGUGGAGCACUGUCUGCUGCCUGAGCUCAGUCUCGGGGACUGGCUGCUCUUCCCAAACAUGGGAGCCAACGGGCUGGAGGAGCUCACCUGCCUGCCCAGCGAGCCCCAGAUGCCUGUCUACUAUGCUAUAUACACCGCAGACUGGUGCGGGAUGCAGGAGGCUGGUGUGGCACUAGACGGCACAAUGAAGAGCUUCUCCCUGAUCAACCACAGUGCGGUGUUCAAUCAUCCGUCCAAGUCCAUCUGAAUCCGAUAUGUGGCACAGAGCCCAUUAACCCUUUCUGCGGUCCGGAAGGGACAGGGUCUGACAUCGAGGGAAAGCUAAAUUUGGUCAACAUUCCAUCCGUCUUGGAAAAUAGAUUAUUUUUGUUUUACCAGCAAAUCAAGGCUUCUUUUAUUCAAUAUUUUUUAAUAUUGAAAACAGGAAAUGUGUGGUAAAUUCCUACCUCAGUACUCCUGGAUUCUCCUCGAACAAUUAUGUCCUUAUUUCAACCCCCCACUCCCCUCCCUUACACGUCUCUCUCACGACAGUUCAACAAUCUGCCAGAAAACACCAUUAUGCAACAAAAUGGACGACUCUGUGGCGAUCUACCCCUGCCACUUUGGGAGGGGGUUUAUUUCCGUAAUUUAAAAACGUUUACAUAAUUGUACUAUUGAUUUUUAAAUCUUUCCGUAUUACCUGUCGUGUAAAUUGCUUUGUUCAACACAUAGAUUUUGUAACAUGAUUUUUGAAAGAUAUCAAAAUAGAUAUAUAAUUCUGAAUUCUAUGUGUAGGACCCCAACUAGCAUAGUUUUAAAGGCAUAACAUUGUAAUAUUUUAAUUGUGAUUCACUUUUAUUUAAUUUAUUGCUCUAAAAAACACUGUUGGGGCUAAUUGAAGUAACUUUAUGUAUCUGUUAACAUGCUGUGACCCAUCAAAACAGUAUUUGCCUGUUUAUAUAUUUAUGUAUUUCUAAUGCUUCAUAGUUGGUGUGCAAUUUCAAUUGUUGGGGAGUGGGGAGAGUUGUACAACUGUGAUCUUAACUUGAAUAUAACAAGCCACACUAGAGAGUAUAUGGAGUAUACUACAGAGAGCCCCUUGGUCAAAAGUACAUUAAAGGUUAACUUUUAAGACAUUCAAAUCAUCAAAUGUGCCACUGCAUUUGAAAUAACACCAUGUUGUCCAUAUUGCACUAAAGACAUUUUAAUGUUCAAAAGAAAGAACAAACAUACGAACCUUGAACUUAUGAUGUUAAAGUUUCUGUCCAGUGAUGGAUUUUUUACACACCAGAAGCGCAAUACCAAUAAUGUAAAAAUACAUGCCAGGCAUAGCUUAAUUAUUACAGCAGUACUCCUUAAUGCUUCUCUGAAGCAAGGUAUUUGAGAGAUGUCACUUGGAGUCUCUUGAAGCUGUUUGUUAAAGUUGACCUGAAUGAACUCCAGUUCCAAACUAAUAAAAUCCUGUCCCGAGUGUAUUUCAAACAAGUAAUGUAUUGUUACUUGUUGUCUCUGGCGCUAAUGGACCAUAGCGUGUUUUAAUUGUAGGUUGUGCUUAAAGUAAUAAAAGUGAAUAUUUAAUACA
Molecule: messenger RNA, 3090 nt
Organism: Gadus macrocephalus (Pacific cod)
Lineage: Eukaryota; Metazoa; Chordata; Actinopteri; Gadiformes; Gadidae
Gene: azin1b
Product: antizyme inhibitor 1b
Exons: 11
Coding region: 439-1776 (445 amino acids)
Biological process (GO): negative regulation of protein catabolic process; positive regulation of polyamine transmembrane transport
Cellular component (GO): cytoplasm
Molecular function (GO): ornithine decarboxylase activity; ornithine decarboxylase activator activity
Source: RefSeq, a predicted model, not a curated record